UCCUUUCCUUCCCUCUCCUCUCCUCUCUCUACUGCCUCUCCUUCCCACCCUCCCUCCCUCCCACCUUCUCCCAACACACACUUUCCCCAUGGUGACACAAAGGCAUGUUGUCAACCCAGCAGCAAUGCAAGGAAUGAAUGACUAAUCUCUUGUCAACUGGCAGACCUUCAGCCACGACCGUUUUCUAUGACCAGAACGGCCGCACCCAGACUUCUCUAGAACCGCGGUGACAGCGGAAUGCACAAACACCGUGUGAUGAAAACGCCAGUAAUGACACCAUUGAGAGAAAAAAAAUGCAUACAUCCCGAUCGCUACUUCAAGAAGACCCAGACAACAGAUAUUUCCCUCUCACCUUCCCUUCCCUCCCCCUCAAAAAAAGGAAAAAUAGAUAUAUAUACUGAAAAUUGAAACAUGAAAGCAUGACCCCUUCUUCCACACUGCAUGAACGGUACAAGUACUUAAUCCAGCACUGACUGAUCACCUACGUAUAGUUCAGAUGGUCGAGAGUUCUGUCCUUUCUGCCCACCUGUGCAUGACACUUCUGCAUGAUUCUAAGGACCAGCUGUUAACUCCUCCUUCUAGUUCUUCAGCGGUUCAUGAGGGAAGGGGGUCCUGACGCGCCGCCGCCCCUCGAGGACGUGCUGGCGCUGCCCGACCCGGCCGGCUCGUCCGCCUGGGUCUACCACCCCGAGGAGGAUAAGAACCCGACGGCCCUCUACCCGAUGGGCCUGGACCUCCUCUCGGACUUCCCCGACGGCAGCCGACGCCCGCCCGCCCGCCACGCGUCCUUCGCCACGCCGCGCUACGCCCGCGUGCACCAGCGGCCGCAGCGCGCGCAGAGCUUCGCCGUGCGGCGCGACGCCAGCAUGCCCGACGUGUACCCGGCGCGGCCGAGCCCCGUCGUGUGCCCCGAGCUGCCCUUCAGCACGCUGUCGUCGCAGUACGCGCGCCCCAACGCCCGCCGCAUCCACCGCUCCAACUCGGUGAGCGGGCGCCUCCUGCUGGGCGAGGACGCGGGCGCCGCCACGCUCAGCCGCAAGUUCCACGCCUGCUCGCUCGACGACCUGGACGCGGCGCCCGUGAUCGAGGUGGGCACCUUCCCGCGCGACCGCAGCGUGUCCGAGCAGAGCCUCGUGUCGUCCUUCCAGGAGCUGCCGCCCGGCGGGGGCCUCGCCGCCCACGUCCACCGCGCCGCCAGCGUGCAGGAGCGCCUGCUCGACGGCAAGAAGGUCCUCACGUCCUUCGGCCCCGUCAGCAGGCCGGCGGUGCGCGUCGUCAAGCCCAAGGGCCCGGCGCCCCCGCCGCCCAUCAAGCCCAAGCCCAAGCUGCAGACGACGCCCCUGGUGCACCGGCCGCCGCAGGACUACGACGACGAGGAGCCGCGCGCGGCCCGCGACGAGGACGCGCUGGCCUACGACAGCGCGCAGAUCUGCGCCGCGGAGAUCGCGCCGGAGCCGCCGGUGCGCACGGAGAGCCUGCUGCGCGACGCGCACCCGGGCAUCGCCAAGCGCAUCACGGCGCUCGAGCGCGCGCUGCCACUGCCGGUCAUCGAGGAGAACAUCAAGAACACCCGCAAGCGGCCGGCGCCGCAGCCGCGCAGCAUCCUCCCGCCGCACUCCGACGGCGAGUCCUCGCGCGAGGCGUCGCUCACGCGCCCGCAGGACCGCCGCCCGCCCAAGCCCGAGAGCGCCAAGCCGCCCAAGCCGGAGGCCGCCAAGCCGCCGCGGCCCGAGGCGCGGAAGCCGCCGCGCUCGUCGCUGCUGGAGAAGCCGCCGCGCCUCGCCGGCAAGAACACGACGCUCGCGCGCCCGGGCGCCGCCGCCCACGCCGCGCCCGCCAAGCCCGAGCGCAAGCGCGCCGAGGGCGACAGCGCGGCCAACCUGCGGCGCCUGGAGGAGGUCCUGACCAACAUCCUGGACCACGGCGCGCCGCCGCUCCUGCGCGCCACCAAGUCGGACGAGAACAUCGCGGAGAGCGCGAAGGCGGCGGACGCGAAGGCGCCGAAGGGCAUCCUGAAGAAGGGCCCGCGGGCGCCCUCCAAGCCCUCCAAGUACGAGGUGGCGCACCGCGAGGCGCUCGAGGACUCGCGCGCGCUGCUCGAGCGCCUUCCGCGCGGCGAGCUGCAGCGCAACAAGAUCGUGCUGCGCGUGCCGUCCUUCCGCACGGCCGGCUGCCAGACCGAGGCCUACCCCGUGCGCCGCCGCGCCUCCUGCGCGCAGACCAACCUCAGCGUCGCGCCGCGCUACCGCACCGACGCCGCGGCGCCGCCCGUGGCCAAGCCGCCCGCGCGGCGCCGGCCGAGCGCUGGGGCAAGGGCGGGCGGCGCGAGGAGCCGCAGGCGGCGGCGGCGACCGACGGGUCGUCGUCGUCGGGCUACUCGUCGCCCGAGGUGAGCAGCAAGGAGCCGUCGCCGCCGCACUCGGGGCCGCCGUCGCCCGCGUCGUCGUCCGCCGCGCCCAGCGACGAGGACGAGCGCCGCUGCGGCGACGCCAACGUCACCGUCAUCGAGAUCAACAAGGGCGAC
Molecule: messenger RNA, 2524 nt
Organism: Penaeus vannamei (Pacific white shrimp)
Lineage: Eukaryota; Metazoa; Arthropoda; Malacostraca; Decapoda; Penaeidae
Source: RefSeq, a predicted model, not a curated record